Messenger RNA from Pieris macdunnoughi, 450 nucleotides. The record is from the annotation of a GenBank genome assembly. NCBI's taxonomy places the organism in Eukaryota, Metazoa, Arthropoda, Insecta, Lepidoptera, Pieridae.
AUGAAAAAGAUAUUGUUUAAUAUAUGUUUUAUGGGACUUCUCUUUAUCGGACUUGUUAAUGGUUUAAACAAGAGGUGUAUGAGAUGUAGAUCAAGAGGAGAACUUGGGUCAUGUGGAGACCCAUUUCCAACAAAUGUUACAGAAACAGAGACUCAGAUAGGGAUACAUGUUGUUGCAUGCCCUUCUGGAUGGUGUGGAAAAAUGAUUGAGGGUACCACAGGGGCAUUUAGGACAGAUGAUUAUGGUGCGGCAACACAAAGAAUGUGUCUUCAGAGAUCUCCAAGCGAUGAUGAGGAAAGAUGUGCUUACACUAUGUGGAACCAUAGAAAAGUGUACAUGUGUUUCUGUAAUGGUGACCUUUGUAACGCUGCAGACAAAGCUACUUCAUUCCAUUCUAUGCUCCUCAUAAGUAUUCUGGUUCUUAUUUACAAUGUUACAGCUGCUAUGUAG